UUUUGUCAGCAAAUGGUGGGUAGCUGUUCACCAGUCACGUUGUUCCGAAGCUCUGCAAAAAUAUUGCCGUUAUGGGGUUAUUAAAUGUACAAAGACAUCUAAUAUAUCAUAAAAAUCGAACGUUGUAACUUAUAACAAAAAUAUACUCUUGAGGGGAACGGGGGAGGAAGAAAGAAAGAGACAGAGAAAGAAUACAAAAACGUCAGUAAAACAACGUGCAGAUCAAUCCUUUAGGAGAAUUUGUUUUUUACUGAAAAUUGUUAAAAGAUUACGACUUUGAACUUUCGGAUAUCUUUUGAAUCCUAUGUUUCAAGGUGUAAUCUAUUAGAAGAAAAAAGGAAAAAGAAAGAUAUAGGCAAACUUAAACGGAACCAAAUCUUAUUUCUUAUUGGAUUCAAUUCAAAAGAAAGGGAAAGUUUGGCGAAUUAUAAAAAUGGGCUCCACGAAACAAGAAGAUAGAUUACUCGGCGUUGGAAUAUCUUUGCCACAGUGGAUCAAAGGCCGAACCAACAAUAGAUGUGAUAUCAACGACACCACGUUUAGUCCACCAUCUCACGACGACAGCUUCUUUUACAUACCAUAUCCGAAGACACAAAAUCGAUCAUCGGUUUCGCAAGAAUAUCGGCCGAUUGACGAAGUUUUUGGCAAACAAAAUAUUACUUCAUCAACAAAUAACGUGAAAGUACAGGAUACGCAACAACAGUUUACUGAGGAGAAGAAAAAAAAUCAGGAAAUUGAUUUCAGCAAGCAUCCCUUACCUUGUCAACCAUUUAUACCAUCAACUUCAACAGCGAACAAAGAAAACGGAAUUAAAUCAAGUCCGAAGGAAUUACUGACCAAUAAUACGAAGAUCACAAAAUCACAGGGAGUAGAUGAUGGAUUUCACGGCAAGCCAGCACUUUGUGGAAAGUCAAUUGUUCUUGUAGCUAAUCAGAUGAUGUCUAACAAAUUUCACGAGACUAUUUCGGCCGAGCAGGCCGCCAGUCAACCCAGAAGAGGAAGCAAAUCUUUACCCGCCACUCCAGUCGCUUCGCCAUCAGGCAGUCCAAGCGGUUCGCCUAAGGCUCGUCGUCGUGUUUCUUCCAAUCGAUACUUUGCAGGAGCAUCCCUUCUUGAUCGCGAGAAAUAUCAGGGAGGUUGGAUCUUGGCAAGCAUCUUCGGACAAUCUAGAGAAUUCGUUACUGGCAAGAUCGAAGAAGAGGACGAAGCAAACAUCGAAGCCGCAACUGCUCCACUUAGAUCGCUUGCUCGGAAGAAAUCCAUUUCGUCGCAAAAUCUUACAUAUGUAGGAAGCGAUGAGAAAUCAGAAAAAUCAGCCGCUCACCCAAAUGCAUUUCGAGCAAGAUCAUCGCAAUUAAGAGAAAUGAAUUUCUGGUCCCCAACAUCGAUGUAAACCAAUGUAGUAAAUUGUUAUUCGUUUACAUCUUAAACUUAGUUAAUUAAUAGUGAUUGAUUCAGAAAGGAUUUUUUUUUUGAAGGAAAGCAAGAUAGAAAUAUAUACAUAUUAUUGUCACUUUCUGAGUUUUUUAAAAUCAACAAAUGAACGCAUUGAUAAAACGAAAAAUACACAAAGAAGAGCAACUUCUUGCUCGUUAUUUUUCAUAUAUUCUUAACAAUGUGCUUAUUAUAGUUAGUACAAUUAAUAUUUAAUAACGUAUUUAUGCUUAUUCUUUCUUUUUUCUAUUUUUUUGGCUUUUAAUUAAUACUAUUAAAUAAAGAUGUUCUUUCUUUAAUAGUGAAAUCCUAUCAUAAUGAUGAUGACAUAGGUCAGGAAUACAAAAGGAAAUAUUUGUGUAUCGAAAACUAUGGUUUUUUUAUAAAGCCUCGAGGAGCGAGGGAGGUACUUAUAUUCUGUGAAAACGAAACAUAAUUAUUUUUAAAUGAUCCAUCGCUUGACAAACUUAACUAAUCACCGAAGACAUUUCAUUUUUAAUUUUUGGAGAAAAAAGAAAAGUGAAGUAGGGAAAAUGUUAUGUCAUAUGUAUACGUUUAUAUAUUAUUUUUUAUAUUUAUAGAAUAGAAGUGAUCUUGGAAAAAAUAAAAUUACUUGAAUGUUGACCAUUGUUCGAAAAGCCUGUGUUAAAAAAAAUAUAGAUAAAGUGAAAUAUGUAAAAAUAUAUACAAAUUACAAUGCGCGAAGUCUGUGGAUGUUUUGAAAAUAAUGAUUAUCGUGUAGUAUCGAGUGAAUAGUUUAUCGAUAGUAAUAUAAUAUUUUUCGAUCCCGAUAACAUAAUUGUUAAGAAACAUACUGAAACACUGAAAUGGAGAUGCUUUUGUUACGCAUUCGAGAACACGAGGUCUAUUCGAAUAUGAAAAUUAUAGUAUCAAUUAACUUGUUACGAUAAUGUAAAAAAUAGUGGAAUUAUUAAUUAAUGAUCUCGGUAUAUUAUUCCCGACAUUCCUACAGCUUGAGAUGGAGAAUUGUUAGGUAACUCUAUUCAUAUGUACGAUCUAUGUAAUCGAUAUGACAAUCGGAGACACUAUUGGUGUUAAUGAUAUAUCACGGGAAUCACCUCAUAUGUUGUUGCAGUACAAUCAGCCAACAAAUCGUUAGUAUGUGUUAUUAACAAGAAUAUGUUCUACUGUAUUUUACAGAGAAAUAAUAAAUAAAUAAAACCUAUUGUA
Bombus terrestris (buff-tailed bumblebee) is the source of this 2625-nucleotide messenger RNA. RefSeq lists its product as uncharacterized. Lineage: Eukaryota; Metazoa; Arthropoda; Insecta; Hymenoptera; Apidae. Bases 434 to 1393 code for a protein of 319 amino acids. The record is from RefSeq and is a predicted model, not a curated record. The transcript is spliced from 5 exons.